This is a messenger RNA of Leishmania braziliensis MHOM/BR/75/M2904, 8673 nucleotides long. RefSeq lists its product as hypothetical. The record is from RefSeq and is a predicted model, not a curated record. The transcript has a single exon. The coding region runs from base 1 to 8673 and encodes 2890 amino acids. Lineage: Eukaryota; Euglenozoa; Kinetoplastea; Trypanosomatida; Trypanosomatidae.
AUGAGAUCGCGGGCAUUUGCUAAUUUCACUGGCGCAUCAGUGGAGAAAGAGGAGGAGCCGCGCCCGAGUGGCGUGGCCCCGCAGCCGGCACCAGCUCCGCCUCGCUCGUCCCAGCUUGCGUCCUCGAGGCGGACUGCCUCUGUGGAGUGGCUCUCCGCCCCGACCGCUAAUACCAGCCCUCACUCGAGGCGGUACACCUCCUCCUCACAUUCGUGGCAGCCGAUGUGGCGAGCGCCGGUGAGAAGUCGCACCGACGGCAUGUGCCGCAGCGGCGGUGACGACAGUGGCAUCCCCGAGACACCGUUCAGAUGGCGCUCCUCACUUCUUCACUCGGCACGCACUUCGCUGCUGACACCCGUGUCACAUGGCAAAAGUCAUGCUGUGGCAACCGGGUCUACACUGCAUCCCGAGACGAGCAUCCGUCAUGUCAGCGAGCAGCUCGGGCGCUCCCCAGUCGGUGCCUUCACACCAAACAUUCGCUACCGCACCUCGACCGGUGCGUCCUCUGACACCCGAACUGCCCCCUGCCAGCUGUCUACGGCAAUAGUGAAGGAAUCUGUCAACUCCAACGGUGGGAGUCGUCAUUGUCGUGUGAGUCCCGCGCGUCGUGCAUCUGUAGAGUGGACGCCGCCCGCAUCUAUCCAUCCGGCACACACCAUCGCUCCGCUGCUACGACCGUCGGUGCCUACGCGGCCUUCCCUACUUCAAUCGCACAGGAAAACACAAGGUGAAGCCAUCCUGCGGCGGCGGCCGCCGUUGCUGGCCACGACUCACCAAGGCGCCGCCGCUGUCUCUACCUCGUUUUCUGCUGGUGGCAUACCGACCCGCUCCGCUCGGGUGGUGACCCUCUGCGUCCCUGCAGAGAUCGCGGUGCAGCCGAAUGGGGAUUCGGCAAGGCGGACGCGAAGGCGCGCGAGUUUGUCGGUCAGCAGCACUUCAUCUGUUGCCGUAGCAGGAACGUCUCCUGUCAGCAAUUUGUGGAUGCAGCCGGAGCGCCGGGACCUGGCGUUGCGGCGAGGCCACGGGGAAGUUGCUGAAGAGGCAGAGGUCGUCGCAGGUGUGACUCGCAGCAGCUCCCACGCACCGGUCCACCACGCAGAGGCAGAGGAGGACGAUGAGGUGGGUGGCAGUACUGAGACUAUUGCGAUUGGCCACCUUACCCUGCGCUCAUUCACAGAGGAGUACAGUCGCUUCUCCACCGAGGGCACUGUUGGCUGGGUCGGGCUGCAGACGCACCUACGCUGCCACACGCAAUCUAGCCAGAUCUUCACCCUGGACCUGACAUGCUGUCACAUGCGUCGCGAUCAAUGGACAUGGUUCACCCAGGAUAUCCUGCCGCAGCUCCGCGUACUGGAGGUGCUGCACCUCGUCCAGAUGCACUUGGAGGACGAAGCGGUGGCGGAACUGGUGCGUGGGAGCUGUGGGCUGUCCGCCGCAGCCGACGGCCGCCGCACCGCGAGUCGAAGCUGGCAGCAAAGCCCUUCGUCUGAAAGUCGCCACGGGUGUGGUGGCAGUGGUGACGGCAGUGGCAGCGGUGGCCGCGCCAUGCCUUCAGCCCCACUCGCGCACCUGCGUGUUCUGGACCUCAGCGGCAACGCCGUCACUCAGCGCAGCUGCACGCAUCUGGGCAAGAUGAUGCUGUGGAUGGCGGGGACACUGGAGGAGGUGCGUCUGCUGGGGAACCCGCUCAAGGACUACGGCAUGCAGACACUUUCCGUCUACGUGUCGAAGCUGAAUCUGGAGACGCUUGAGCAGGACUCGUCCCUGUUCCCCGCUGCACUGCGUGAGCUCUGUGCACAAGUGCGCCAGACGUGUAGACGUGGGCAUGCGGAGCGGAGCGGGGUGUCUGGACUGGCAUCAUCGUCGGCGCAGUCCGCCGCUGCGGCCGGCGUUGUGCACGCUGGGUGCAGCGAAGACGAGGGUAGAGGGGAUGCGAGUGAUUUGGUCGCGGGGCUACCCCUUGGGCCUGUGCUGCUCGACCUGCGCGAUUGCCGUGCCUCAGUGCGCGGCCUCUCCGAAAUGCUUGCCGCCGCCAGUCGUGCGCACCGCCUGCGCACCCUCGUGCUCUCGCACAACGUUGCUGGUGUGACGUCGCUGCUGCCGCUGCCAGCCAGCGAGUACCACGGGGCAGCCAACCUUGCCAAGGAGGAGGAGGAGGUGGUGUCCGAGGAAAGGGAGGCACGCCCCAGAUGCAGUGCUGACCGUGACCCCCAGCCCCAGCCCCUGCCAUUACCGCACCGCCUGAGGCUGGUCAAGACUCCGCUCGUCUACUCCGGCGCCCUCAUGCGGCGCAAGCUGACCGGCUUCAGUGACAUGGCUGUGUUCACGACAUCUUGCGCGCUCUCCACACUCGUCCUUUAUGGUGUCCCGCUUAGCCAAACAUGCUCGCCUCUGGGAUUCCGCGAGUUGCUGCUCAACAUUUUUUUCAGCUGUCCUCUACUGGACCUGGUCGAUCUCUCCGAUACGUUCGAGUGGUCUUUGCUGCCCCCAGAGGCGCGGCUGGCGCUCUUAACCGAGGGGAAUCGCCGGGACGCGGUUGAGCAGCGUUUGCACGGCCUUGAAGGGCGGCAAGGACUUCAUGUGUACGGCGAAAAUGAAGGUGAGGUUGAGUUUAGGCUCGACAGUGCCGUCGUGAGUGGUCAAACACGCCUUGGCGAUAUCUUUGGCGAGCUAAUGGCGCACGCAGCCCUCAACGCGGUAGUGCGGCACCGUCUCUUACCAGCCGCCUUUCUGCACGUACGUGAGUUGCACUUGAGCAGCACGGGGCUGACAGACUCUGGGGCGCAUGGCCUGUGCAUGGGCGUGCGGCGAGGACGGUCGCACACGGGGAUGCUGGCCUCUUUGGUGGUGCUGAACCUGUCAGACAACUUGAUGACUGUACGGGGGUGUGUGCGGGUAAUUUCAACCUUUCUCUUGGAUGACGACGCCAAGGGCGAUGUGGAUGCAACACGGAGCAGCCCAGCUUCGCCUGGCACCGCGACCGCUACUCGUGGGCCUAUGCGAAUCGCGCCCUUAACCGCCUUGGCGCUGCAGCGUAAUGCUGGCAUUGAAAGUUCCAGAAGCGAUGGCACGGCCGCUGGGAUGAAUGGUGGAAGCAACGAUGGCGCGGAUAACGCAGAGUAUCUGCAGCAGGUGUGCACGGCGGCAGAGGAGGCGGUACUGCGACGCGCUACACUGCGCUCCGCCGCGUGCCUGAAUCAGGCCUGCAGGAGCAGCAGUACCGCGACGAGAAAUGCUGCGACACAGGAAGAGCAGGUGCCGUCCUUGACAGUGUACUUCAGUGCACCUCCCCCGUGGGCAGCAACGCGGCCCAUGAGUAGCAGCGUUGUCGGCGACCCGCGCCCACCAUCGACUUUCCUAUCGUCUGCGGCGAGCAUGGACGUUUUUUAUGCUGGCUGCGAUGAUCAAGGCGACGCCUAUUGCACGUGCCCGUGCAGUCGCUUCUAUGUGCCCAAGCCUGCAUCAGCCGAGGCCACGCAUAGGGAAGACCCCAACGGUGCGGGGCUGCCCUAUUCAUCGCAGCAGCAGCAGUGGACGUCAGCCGCAGCCUCACGUAUACUGGCCGGCGCAGCGACCGCACGCGGAGGUCAAGCAGUCUCGACGUUGGCAGUGCCGGAGGCGAUUCGCAGCGACAACGGCGCUCUCAGCGCUGGUGCCACUCCUACCACUGGCGUGAAGCAGCAAAACCACACGCCGGCCGGCCCUCGACGCAGCCUUUUCGCUUCACUGGAUGCGCCACGCGAUGCCGUCGCUUCUGCGAUGACGGCCGCCGCUGUCGGCGCCAGGGCAGGGGGCGAGUGCCCCAACGGGCCGGUCAACACAGCAUCGCUUCACCAUUUGUGGAACUGCACAAACGACAUGGCGGCUACUACCGCCAUCUCCUUAGAUUCGGUUUCCUCCUCGUCCUUCUCUUUCGCACCAACGCCACCGUCAGCUUCAAUGUCUGCGGCGGCAGCUACGCGGCAUACCUCAGACUUGGGUGCCGCUGACGCCGAUCGCCGCUUCAUGCUGCUGCAGCAACAGCAGCAGGCGGGCCAGCCGUCACGUCGUGAGAGCAAUUUCUCGGUGUCCGGUGGAGCGUCCUUUGGUGAGCUCUUCAUGAGCAAGUCAGAGGAAACCCUGCCUCUGACCUUGGGAGCACCGAACAGCAUUGAGUUCUCCGACGCAGCGGCUGCGGCGCCUAUGGGCGUGGACGUGGACAUGAGCAGCACACUUGCGUCGACCACCGUCAGUGCAAAACACACGGGUGGACGGCGUGCGAGACUGUGGCGUAUUCGCACCUUCGUGCUCUCCUAUGACCACCCGGCUGGGCAUUUGCUCUGUCGUGCUUUGGGUGUACUGCUUCGACCAGCGCCGGACGCCGUUGGCGAGGGAGCCCGUGCUGCCCUCGACAAGGACCUGCUAGAUGCACUGAAGCGCGCGUUGGCAGCCUUUACAGCACGCUCAACCUCUGAGCAGGACAACGACGAGGGUGGUGGCGGCGGCGGUGGUGGUGCAGGCAAGGCUGCGAGCACCACCGUCGUGGAGGUGGUGCACUACCUUCCUCCUGAGUCGUCCUCGGCUACCGUGGCGGAUGGCGGUGACCCGAACCAGCGGGAGGCAGAGGCCCACUGGAUGCGUUUCAAGGUGACGACAAACGAGCGGAAAGGGGUCAUGGCGCAGCUUCUGCAAGAGGUACUGAACGUGCCACUGUCUGAGCAGUGUGCGUGCUUUGAGCGGCUUCUGCAGUUCGUUGGUCAGCACGUAAAGUGUGGUGAGGAGCUAGAUGGCGAGUCGUCAGCGGAGGAUUUGUGGGAUCCGGUGCGCGCAAUCGAGCGGGCGGCGCGGUCAUCGGCGGCGGUGCGGGCAAGGCUUGAGAUUGCCUACGGUGGAGAUGCUGCGACUGCCGUGCACACACGCCAUCAGUACUACGACGCUGCCGAUGCAACCCUCGCUCCAAUCAGUGAUGCCGGUGGUGGUGCUGCGGCUGCACCGGGUGCUGAACUGAACGGCACCGACAAUACAGAGGGUGUCGUGCGCCUUGACCACCUCUACUCCGCCUUGUGGAAAGAGCUGGGGUUGCCAGUUAGUGGCACAGCGAGGGAUGCACUGCCGCAUGCGCCUGCCUCUCUCUGCAUCAAGGAAGAGGAAGCGGAGGCGCCGGUCAGCGGCGAUCGACGACCUCAAUUGCUUGACAGGAGAGCUAGUGGUGGCGAUCUUUACAUGUUUCCGCUCACCUCGUGCGACGCGACUUCACGUCGAUCCUCAGAAGCUGCCAUCCCACUGUCAGUGCCGCCAUCCGCUGCGGUGCAUCAGCAGCGACUCCACGUCGUCAAUUUAUACGACCGAGGGAGCGGUGAAUUGAAGCUACGGGAGUGGGAGAGUUUACCAGCACCCCUGCGAGAAGGGCAACGCGACGAUGCUUUCGCAUCUGCCGCUGCCACUGGCGACGACCAAGGCGGCAUGGAGGGGGCAGAGGACGACAGGGAGACGUCGGCGGACUCGGCGAGUGUGACCACACCUGAGAAGCAGCUCGGCUACGCCCGCGACAUGGAGCUCGGCGGCACUGCUGCAGAGCUCUUACCACCGCUAUUUGCGCUUGGCGAUUCGAAUGCGGAGGCACCACAGCAAGGCUCCCCGCCGGUGGGUGUGGCACUCACCGACCAGCUCAUGGGGUUGUCGCCACCACUGGAGACAUGCAAUACGGCUGGGGCUGCAGUGGCGCCGUCGUUUUCUCAGCAGCAGCAGCAAGUCCCCCGUGCCUCUCUUGCGGCGACAGAAGACGAGAAGGGGCAGCAGCACAUGGACGACGAUAGCGGUGAAAGUGAUAUGCCCCGUGUCGUGACGUCUCGGUUGCGCAUCGGCCAGCAGAGCGGCGAGGAGCGAAGCGGCAGCAGCGGCGAGGCUGGAAGCUCAGUGGGGGGCUGCAGCGCUAUGUUGUCCCGACCACAGCAGGAGCUGUCUGAGGGGCGACAGCACACUCAACCUGGGCUGGCCCACCCUGGUGUUACGGGUGUACAAGCGGAAGAAGCGGAGGGCGAGGAGGACAUCGUCAUCGCGCCUCCAAUCCGGGUACAGCGCCGUUCCAGCCAGCUAGUGGGCCGAAUCAAGACCUUCACGCUCUCCUAUACCCACCAGGAGGGGACGGCAGUGUGCCGCGCGUGGCGACUGCUCCACAGUGCCAUGCACGUGUACCGAAGCAAAAGCGCCAACUCCAACAGCGCCUCGUGUGACGCCUCAGUGGAUGUCGUAGCGCCAAUCUCGCCGCCUGCCUCGUUAUCUCUUUCAGUCCUUGCAAAGGAGGCUCAGAAGUGUCUGUGUGACGACUUCCUCGCUUUCCUGCAGCCACCCGACGAGGACAUUGAGCAUGCCGUGCUGUCCGUGUCGCUGAACUGUGACAGCAGCGUGGCGACGGCGAUGCUGCAGGUACAGGUGCAGACAAAUGAGCGCCGCGCUGCCCUGGCAGACCGCCUACAGCACAGCAACCAUGGCGUCCGUCGCAGUGUGGGACGCGACCACCGCAGCGGCUUGGUGCCGCUCAGUGUGCAGGAGGUGGACCGGUUCUACUUCCCGCGACUCACACAUCUGCUUCGCCAGUAUAAGACGGUCGCCGACAUGGUGGUGCAAGUGCAGACCUUUUUGCAGCCGCGCGCGGCGCUGCAGGACCGGCUUCUGCAGAGCUAUGGAAGCAUCGCAGCGCUUGUGCACUACUAUCAUGGUAGCUCAGCUGCGCUGGAGCAUGAGUUAGGGAUCUCGUCCUGGCAGGUGCUCAUGGACCCCACGCCGCUGGGCACCGCCAGAGCGCAGCAGCUGGCCGACGAUGUUUUGUCCCCAACAGUGGCGGUGGACCGCGUACAGAGGCGCAGAAACGUCGUGGCCGAGGAGGGCCAUCAAGGCGGCGGCGCCCUCUGUGAGGGCGAGCCGCGCACCCCCAACCCCCAACCACAGCCGGCUACGGCAGGCGCGCCGCAGCUGUCUCGUCUGGCUUCAGCCAAUGACGGUGCUAGUGGUGCCACCAACCUGCAGGGCCGUCCGCCACCCCAUCCGCGCCGCCUGCCUACGCCGCCGCACGCCAUCACGCACACCAGCAGCAUCUCGUUUGAUGAGGUAACAGAGGAUUCAACCAGCGAGGAGGGUCCUGUAGUAGUGCUGCGGUGCACGACGCCGACCAAAACCUCGCACUCACCCUUCACACCUAAGUCUUUCCACGUGCAGUACACAUCUGGCAUGCACCAGCAGGUAUUCUCCACGACAUCGCCGUCGCGCCCCGUAGUUGAGGGCGUGUCGGAGCGUGGCGCAUUGAACGAGUCUGGUGGCUACCUGGACGCGGGCACCGACACUGGCCUGGUAUCGCCCCUGACGGCCAUAUCCAGCACAGCCGGGUCACCGAACCAGCAGCACCUGGGCUUGUCGCUUGAGCACCCAGCAGCAACAGGGGCGGUUGCCCCAUCGGAGAAUUCGCUUUCUACCCAACCUGUGCCGCAUCUCUUGUUGCAGCCCGCGGGUGACAAAGAUGCGGCGGCGGCCCCGCCUGGUGCAAAGAGUGGAUGUGAUAGCAGGCAGUACCACUAUAGUGAGGCCAGCGGUAGCGCGACCACCGCAGCCGUACCCGUGUCGUCGUCUUCACCGCUAGUAAUGUCGGCGCCAAAGACAAAGACUAUUGUCGGCAGUUCCACCAGCGGAUACCUGGCGCCACCAUUUCAGCAGCUGGCAGAGUACAAUCACUCCAACGCUGGCGGUAACAGCAACGCCACUUUGCAACCACCACAAGUGAACCCACGUCGGCUUGUUGCCGCGGCUGGAGCCAGCGACUCUAGUUCCGUCACUGGUUUGGACCAAUGCAAGUCGGAGUAUGAGCGCGUGCUGCAGGGCAAGUACAAACGUCUAAUGAGAGUCGCCUACGACGGAGUGGUGCGCGGCAGUGUCCCGCUAGACCCGCAACAUCAGCAGAAAACCGUCAUUGGUCGUGGCAAAUGGGGCGCACAGAAGGUGGAGCUGUCGUUGGAGUGGGAGAUCUUGUUUGUACUGACGUUUGAGAAGAGUCGCAAGCUUGGCCGCAGCUCACGGCGGGCGCAGAUGUUGGUGCACCCGGUGGGCUGCGGCUUCGAGUGUGCGGCGGGCGACGAUCUGAGCCACACAGCCUCCAGCGGCAUCUUCUGCGGUGGUGACGCCCUCUCCCCGCAAUCUUCCGCCAUCAGCGGCGAGCUGGGUGAGUGCGGACAUCACCCGUCGAUGGUGCCAAUGUCAAAGAUGCCGCGCAAGAAGGAGCCGUCCAGGUCGGCGGCGUCUCACCUUAUCAUAACAAUUCAGCGGCCGUUUACGCCGGAUGAGGUCGGUUCCUCUUCGCAUAACAUGGAGGAGACAGUGAUGGCUGGUGCGCUUCUCACCGUUUCGUCAUCGAAGCCAGGGCGGCUUCUCGGUGGCGGAAGCGACGAUACUAGCAACACAUCUCGAGCGAGCACCGGUGCCAACCAGGCGGUACAGGAGUACGUGUUUCAGCUUUGUCAACCCUCCCUCACGCUGGUCAUUGAGAUGAAGAGCUCCAAGCACGUGCAGGAGGCGCUCCGCCUAUUGAAGAACAGCAUUCGACGCGCUACGCAAGCUGUGAAUAAGUCGAUGCUGAACGCGCAAAUACCACCACCGGUGCUCACAUCUUCGUCACUGCCUGUAGCUCACCACGGACCACUGAGCUAG